Paramormyrops kingsleyae is the source of this 2337-nucleotide messenger RNA. It is a transcript of the gene cacul1, whose product is annotated as CDK2 associated cullin domain 1. The record is from RefSeq and is a predicted model, not a curated record. Gene Ontology annotation, biological process: G1/S transition of mitotic cell cycle; ubiquitin-dependent protein catabolic process; positive regulation of protein kinase activity. Gene Ontology annotation, molecular function: protein kinase binding; ubiquitin protein ligase binding. Lineage: Eukaryota; Metazoa; Chordata; Actinopteri; Osteoglossiformes; Mormyridae.
AGUGCUUUGGAAGGCAGUUCUGGACACUACCGCGUAUAUGAGCAAUUCUACUGGUUGGGCCACAGAGAAGAAAAAUCCGGCUGGUUAUUGUAGUUAUUUAGCUGGGUAUAUUUGACGGGUUAUGGUCAUCCUAUCCAGAGCGGCGGCGGUGCUUUUGAUACAAGGACUACAUUUCAAUCGGCGGCAAACACGGCUGCCGCCAAGUGUCGCAGACCCGGAGCGAAACAACACGGUGUUCGGCAAGUUCUGCUGAAAGGGCUGCGGAAGUGUCGCUUUAAUGUUAUUUUGAGGGGGCUGUUCAGGUUGGAAACGGCGGUUAACACCAAGCUCCUAAGGACGGUAUCUCGGCGUGACACCUCCCUGAGUGACCGCGGCAUGGAGGAGAGCAUGGAAGCAGAGAGCUUUGAGAUCGCCGAUGACCAUAACCAUAAUAACACUUGGGAGGCUAGUCCGAGCACGUAUGAGCUCCCACAGAACCAUCAUCCGGAAAAGACCCAGUUCCUGUCAGGUUCAUCGGUACUCGGUACUCAGACCCCGCCCGAGAAGCCACAGGCCGGCUCCCUGUCCGGGAUCCCGAUCCCAGACCCCGCCGACUCCGACAGCGAUCCCCCCACGGCCGGGAAGUUGCCUCUGAACAUGAACAACACCACUUCCAGGUUUUUGAUGAACGUGAUGACGACAGAAGACUACAGAAACACAUACUGGCCCAAACUGGAAAAGGCCAUUGACCAGUUGCUGCUCCAGAGCCCUGUUGACUACAUUCCUAUUUCAUAUGAGCAAAUUUACAGCUGUGUGUACAAAUGCGUGUGUCAGCAGCACUCGGAGAUCAUGUACAAUGACUUAAUACGGAAGAUUACAACCUACUUAGAAAGGGUUUCGGACGAGUUGCAGGGCUGUCCUCUGGAGAACUUCAUUGAAAAGUUCGAUUCUGCUCUGACGCGGUACAUGGCGGCCCUGCAGAGCAUCGUGCCCAUUUUCAUUUACAUGAACAAGUUCUAUAUUGAAACAAAACUGAACAGGGACCUGAAGGACGACCUGAUCCAGCUGUUUGCCUGGCAUGUGGCGGAGAAGCACAUCCACACCUUGAUACCACUGCUUAUAAAAGCUCAUUCCACACCUUUUCAAGUCAAGCCCUCGACGAUGGCCAGUGUAGUGAAAGGUCUUUACACUCUGCGCCCCGACUGGGUCAGAUUAGCGCCUCUGCUGUUCUCCAGCUUCAUCCCGCAGAUUAACCCGCCUGCGCAGGAGUGCGAGCUGCCCGACUACGCGGCUCAGGACCGCAGACUGCAGGCGGAGCUCUCCCUGAACGGCUUUGCCAGGGGUGAUCAGUCACGCAAGCGAGCAGGAGAGGACCUCACCUACAGUGAGUAGAGCACCAUCGCCCCCUCUGCCCCCCCCCUGGACGGCUCAUCAUCCCCGUGCCCGAAUUCCCGAGGGUGCAGAUAGCGGAAGGUCAGUCCGCACGCCCCUAACAUGCAGACUGUGUCGCUCAGCGGGUUACGACUCUGCCUGUGAUCAGAAGGUCACCGGAUUGAAGCAGAGGAGCCUCUUCUCUACUGGGCCCUUGAGCAAAGCCCUUAACCCCCAGAAAAAUUCUCCUGGGGCACUGGAUGGACGGCGGACCCUGUGCUCAGACUCCACGCUUUGCUCUCACCUCCGUGUGUGUGUGUGUGUGUGUGUGUGUGUGUGUGUGUGUCUUAAAGGAGAGAGCAGGAUGUCAUAUGUGAACAAACAUGUUCUGGUUUCCUGCAACUCGUACAAAUGGUGAAUUAAAUUUAAUUUAAUUUCUGUGUCAGCCAACGGCCAAGACAUGGAUGGAGGUAACUGGCAGAGCUGAGGGGGGGCAGGACUGGGUGCGGCUCCCGUCGUGUCUGCAGCUCUGUCAUGGCGGAGCUUUGGGGCUAUUGGCCCCUCCCUCCUCAGUAAAGGCCAGAGUGACUGAAACCCCCCAGUGCUGCAUGGAUAUCAGUGCCUCCGCCGGCUUUGGAUUCGCUCUGCUAUUCUUCACGAUGUCCAUGUUUGAUUGUAUAAUCGUUCCUGAGAAGUUCCUUCCAGACCACUUACUGACUGAUUAUUUUUGCGUGUGGAUCUCGUGGACAAGCGCUGUGCUCUGUAUUUUAAUGUUUCCCAUGUCAGUGUCAGAGCGAUCAAAGCCGGCCCUUCUCUCCAAAGAAGGAUUUAUGCUGUUUAAAUUAAAUUUUUUGUAAUUAUUAUUUCAUGAGCGCUGAAUAAAAAUUCCUUGUCAUCAGUGACAUAAGGUCUCAGAUUUUGCUGUACUGAGGAUGGUGGUUUUUACAUGCAAUUAAAAUGAGUACUUUUAUUUUCUGAAAGCCAAAA